Messenger RNA from Ananas comosus (pineapple), 3412 nucleotides. RefSeq names its product probably inactive leucine-rich repeat receptor-like protein kinase At5g48380. Bases 84 to 3041 code for a protein of 985 amino acids. Gene Ontology annotation, molecular function: ATP binding; protein kinase activity; oxidoreductase activity, acting on the CH-CH group of donors, NAD or NADP as acceptor. The transcript is spliced from 7 exons. Gene Ontology annotation, biological process: protein phosphorylation. NCBI's taxonomy places the organism in Eukaryota, Viridiplantae, Streptophyta, Magnoliopsida, Poales, Bromeliaceae. The record is from RefSeq and is a predicted model, not a curated record.
UGUGAGCUCGAGUUAGAAGUAGACGACGACGACGACGACGACGACGACGAAGAAGAAGAAGAAGUAGCUUAGAGAUCGCAACAAUGGCGACGGAGGGGGAGGAGCUGAGCAACAAGAGGAUCAUCCUCAAGGACUACGUCGUAGGGUUCCCCACCGACGAGCACAUGGUCCUCACACUCUCCACCGUCCGAUCGAAGGUGCCCGAGGGAUCGAUGGCCGUGAUCGUCAAGAACCUCUACCUCUCCUGCGACCCCUACAUGAGGGGCCGCAUGUCGAGGCCCCUCCACAAGAGCUACACCGAGGCCUUCGUUCCGGGAGCCGUCAUUACUGGUUAUGGCGUUGCGAAAGUUGUCGACUCUGGACACCCAGAUUUCAAAGCGGGAGACUUGGUUUGGGGAUUAACUGGGUGGGAGGAGUAUACUCUGAUAACUGCACCUGAAGGCUUGACUAAAAUCAAAUACACCGAUGUUCCGCUUUCAUAUUAUACAGGCAUUUUAGGAAUGCCAGGGUGUACUGCUUAUGUUGGGUUUCAUGAAAUAUCUUCUCCAAAGAAAGGUGAAACAGUCUAUGUAUCAGCUGCGUCCGGAGCGGUUGGUCAGCUUGUUGGCCAAUUUGCUAAGCUCAUGGGUUGCUACGUUGUUGGGAGUGCGGGCUCCAAAGAGAAGGUUGAUCUAUUAAAGAAUAAGUUUGGGUUUGAUGAUGCUUUUAACUAUAAGGAGGAGCAGGAUCUCAAUGCUGCCCUGAAAAGGUGUUUCCCAGAUGGAAUUGACAUCUACUUCGAGAACGUGGGCGGCCGAAUGCUCGACGCAGUUCUUUUAAACAUGAGAGUUCAUGGUCGAAUCGCGGUCUGCGGAUUAAUUUCGCAGUACAAUCUCACCCAGCAAGAAGGCAUCCACAACUUGUUCUGCGUCGUGACAAAACGGAUUCGGAUGCAAGGCUUCAUUUUCGCCGAUCACAAGCACCUUUAUCCCGAGUUCUUGGAAUUCGCUAUUCAGCACAUAAGAGAAGGGAAAAUCGUUUACGUCGAAGAUGUUGUUGAAGGCAUAGAGAAGGCUCCUUCUGCACUCAUCGGCCUUUUUGCGGGGCGUAAUGUUGGCAAACAAGUUGUUGUCGUAGCUCGCGAGCAGUUUAGCUGGUAUCGAAGCGACUUGGCUCCUGAUUCAUUAUAUCAUAUCGUGAAUUUGCAUAGAUAUAUUUAUAUGGCUACGAAGAGAAGUUCUCGUUCUACGCUUCUUCAAAUACUCUCUUAUUUCUUGCUAAGUAGCCUAAGUUACGGUACUCCGAGUGACAUCCUAUGCCUACAACUUGUGAAGGAAUCUCUUUCCGACCCGAAUAACUACCUUACAAACUCGUGGAAUUUUGAUAACACCUCGGAAGGGUCCAUAUGUAAAUUCUAUGGCGUCGACUGCUGGCACCCUAAUGAGAACAAGGUCCUCAAUCUUCACCUCUCCAACACGGGCCUGACAGGCAACUUCCCAGCGGGCCUCGAGAACUGCACUAGCCUGACGGGCCUUGAUCUGUCGAGCAACAACCUCUCCGGACCCAUCCCGGCCAACAUUUCAAGAAGAAUACCUUUUGUGACAACCCUUGAUCUUUCGUUUAAUAACUUCUCUGGCGUAAUUCCAGCGAACCUUUCGAAAUGUGUUUAUCUCAAUGUGCUCAAUCUGCAACAUAACCGGCUGAAUGGACAGAUUCCUGUAGAGCUGGGACUUUUAGACCGACUAACCCAAUUCAAUGUGGCUGAUAAUAUGCUAUCGGGGCCGAUUCCAUCAUUCCAGAAUAAGUUUUCGGCGGCCAGCUAUGUGAACAAUCCGGGUCUUUGUGGGGACCCUUUGAGUGAGUGCACAGCACCUGCAAAGAAAAGCCGGAUUGGGGUUAUUGUGGGUUCUGCUAUUGGUGGUGUAGUUUUGACGGUGCUCAUAGUUGGGGUUAUUAUGUUCUUCUUCCUGAGGAGAGUGCCGAUUAAGAAGAAGGAAAAGGAUGUAGAAGAAAACAAAUGGGCGAAGUCCAUAAAGGGGGCCAAGGGAAUCAAGGUUGCAAUGUUCGAGACUUCAAUAUCGAAAAUGAAACUUAGUGAUUUAAUGAAAGCGACCAACGACUUCAGCAAGGAGAAUAUCAUCGGAACUGGUCGAACAGGCACAAUGUACAAAGCCACACUUCCCGAUGGCUCUUUUCUUGCUAUUAAGAGAUUGCAAGACUCCCAACACUCUGAAAGCCAAUUCACCUCCGAAAUGGGAACCCUAGGAACUGUUAGGCAUCAAAACUUGGUUUCCCUUUUAGGUUACUGCAGCGCAAAGAAAGAAAGGCUCUUGGUAUACAAGUACAUGCCCAACGGCACUCUCUUCGACCAACUGCAUCAACCUGACUCAGAAAGCAAGAACAAAAUCAUGGAUUGGAAACUUAGACUUAAAAUAAGUAUUGGGGCCGCCAAAGGGCUAGCGUGGCUUCACCAUAGUUGUAACCCGCGAAUCCUCCAUCGGAACAUUAGUUCCAAAUGUAUAUUAUUGGAUGAAGACUACGAGCCCAAGAUAUCUGAUUUUGGCCUUGCGAGGCUCAUGAACCCAAUAGACACCCAUCUCAGUACAUUCGUCAAUGGCGAGUUUGGUGAUUUGGGUUAUGUUGCACCUGAAUAUACUCGCACUCUCGUGGCCACCCCGAAGGGCGAUAUUUAUAGCUUCGGAGUAGUUUUACUUGAGCUUGUUACCGGAGAAAGGCCUACUCAUGUUUCUAAUGCGCCAGAAAACUUCAAGGGUAGCCUGGUGGAGUGGAUUACUUAUCUUUCGAAUAAUUCCAUUCUUCAGGAUGGUGUGGACAAAUCAUUAAUCGGGAAGGACAACGAUAAGGAGCUCCUCCAGUUUCUGAAGGUUGCUUGUACUUGUGUUCUAUCUGCGCCCAAGGAAAGGCCGACAAUGUUCGAAGUGUACCAGCUCUUGAGAGCCAUCGGGGAGAAAUACCAUUUCAGUACUGCAGAUGAUGAGAUAAUGCUGCCGCCGGAAAGCACCGACGCAGAUAACAUGGACGAACUUAUCGUGGCACAGUAGGAUUAAGGUGUAUUUUUUUCUGAGAUGGCGCAUGUCGGAUAAUUGCUCUUCUGCUGGGAGGUGUGAAUCAGAAUAACUCUUUUUCAGCAACCCCUGGCUAUGUUUUGGGAGUUGUGCUGUUGGUGAAUCUUUAGGCGACUAGUGAGGCUUUUCGAUAUUUAGUACGGUAAAUGUUGUUGGAUAGUGGCUCUGCUUGUUGUAUAUGGCCUUCCUUGUGAUAUACCUUUAGCAUAUCUAUUGUUCAAUAUAAUUACUGCAUAUAUUUUAUCUUCAGCAAUAUAUCUAUGCCUACAUGUAUGAUUUGUCGUUAAUUACGGAUUUGAUUACGCAAAGGGAAUACAAUAUAUUAUUGCCACAGCAUCUGAUUUCAA